Eucalyptus grandis is the source of this 1661-nucleotide messenger RNA. Its product is annotated as GRAS family protein RAD1-like. Lineage: Eukaryota; Viridiplantae; Streptophyta; Magnoliopsida; Myrtales; Myrtaceae. The record is from RefSeq and is a predicted model, not a curated record. Gene Ontology annotation, biological process: regulation of DNA-templated transcription. The transcript has a single exon. Gene Ontology annotation, cellular component: nucleus. Gene Ontology annotation, molecular function: sequence-specific DNA binding; DNA-binding transcription factor activity. Bases 33 to 1472 code for a protein of 479 amino acids.
ACCUCUCCCCGAGCUCGAUCGAUCACGAGGACAUGCUCGUGUACUGUGACCCGGAGGAGGAAGAAGAGGCCAGAGGCAAGAAGAGGCCCAAGAGGACAUACAGUUUCGCCGAAUCAAUUGGGAGCAACAGCCCCAGAGCUUACACCGGCGGUUUCGGCAGUGGGGGGAUCAGCCGGUCCAGCAGCAUGAGCAGCCUCGACACCUUCCCGAGGCUCCACUUCCGUGACCACAUAUGGACGUACUCGCAGCAGUACGUCGCAGUGGAGGCUGUCGAGGAGGCGGCAGCGGCGGUCUCUGUCGGUGGUGGUGAAGAGGAGGACGGGACCGCUGACGGGAUGAGGCUCCUCCAGCUCCUUGUCGCGUGCGCCGAGGCUGUGGCCUGCCGCGACAAGUUGCAGGCGUCGUCACUGCUGUCGGAGCUCCGGUCUCGAGCGCUGGUGUUCGGUACCUCGUUCCAGCGAGUGGCCUCGUGCUUCGUCCAGGGCCUGGCUGACCGAUUGUCCCUGCUCCAGCCGCUUGGCACUUUGGGCUUCAUCUCGCCGGCGGUGGUGGCAGCAGCGUCUGGGGCCGCCGCCCCUGACGAGAAGGAGGAGGCCUUGCGGCUGGCCUACAAGAUCUGCCCGUACAUCCAGUUCGGUCACUUCGUGGCCAACACUUCCAUAUUGGAAGCCUUUGAGGGAGAAAAUUUUGUCCACGUGGUGGACCUGGGCAUGUCCCUGGGCCUGCCAGGUGGGCACCAGUGGCGGCGGCUGAUCCAGAGCCUCGCGGGCCGCCAUGGCCAGCCACCGCGCCGCCUCCGCAUCACUGCCAUCGGCCUCAGUGCUGAGAAGUUCUGCUCCAUCGGGGACGAGCUCAGCGCCUAUGCGCUCAACUUCGGGAUUAAUCUGGAGUUCUUUGUGGUGGAGACCAAUCUGGAGAAUCUGCAGGCUGAAGACAUCAAAAUCUGUGAAGGUGAAGUGCUCGCUGUGAACAGCAUUCUUCAGCUGCAUUGUGUUGUCAAAGAGAGCAGAGGAGCUCUGAAUUCUGUGCUUCAAAUGAUUCAUAACUUAUCACCCAAAGUCCUGGUCCUGGUGGAGCAAGAUUCCAGCCACAAUGGGCCUUUCUUUCUUGGGAGGUUCAUGGAGGCUCUGCACUACUACUCUGCGAUCUUCGACUCCCUGGACGUGAUGCUGCCCAAGUACGACACCCGGAGGGCCAAGGUGGAGCAGUUCUACUUCGCCGAGGAGAUCAAGAAUAUAGUGAGCUGCGAGGGGCCGGCGAGGGUGGAGCGGCACGAGAGGGUGGACCAGUGGCGGCGGAGGAUGAGCAGGGCCGGGUUCCAGUUGGCGCCAAUCAAGAUGAUGGCUCAGGCCAAGCAGUGGCUCGGCAAGAACAAGGUCUGUGAGGGUUACACUGUUGUUGAAGAGAAAGGGUGCCUUGUUCUGGGGUGGAACUCCAAGCCCAUUGUUGCUGCUUCUUGCUGGAAAUGCUAAGAACAGGACCCCAGCUUGAACCACGCACUUGCUAUAAGUUGGCAAUUUCUAGUGAAGUUCAAGCAACAGUUCCAAAGUACCUGGGUUUUGCUUUCUGAUGGAAUAUGAAUACGGCUUCUCUCUUUUUCCAAUAACGACAAUAAUCGAUGCGUGCUAAGCUACAUGGGUUUGUAGCUGUGUCGAGACUCG